Limulus polyphemus (Atlantic horseshoe crab) is the source of this 1177-nucleotide messenger RNA. It is a transcript of the gene ATPsynB, whose product is annotated as ATP synthase subunit b, mitochondrial-like. Gene Ontology annotation, biological process: proton motive force-driven ATP synthesis. The transcript is spliced from 8 exons. Gene Ontology annotation, molecular function: proton transmembrane transporter activity. The record is from RefSeq and is a predicted model, not a curated record. Bases 181 to 969 code for a protein of 262 amino acids. Lineage: Eukaryota; Metazoa; Arthropoda; Merostomata; Xiphosura; Limulidae.
AACUAAUUAGCGAUAGGUUCGAGAGUAGGAAUCUUAUUAGCUCCUUGUAGUGCUUGUUCGUUUUGACCUUUGUAGGGUGGUUAGAAAACGAAGUUGAAAAGAUUUAUUUCUGCAGUAAGGAAGAACGUGCGAAUUAAAUUUCAGUUAAAAGUUGUAGGUUAAGUCUAACUAAUCGGAAAAAUGCUUUCACGCCUUGCCCUUCGAGGAAACCACCUGCAGCAUGCCAUUCCAACAUUGAGCGUCAGUCAGUUUAGGCUUAGCUCCAGUAGUCAGCCUACUUCACCUAAGGGACAGCAACCUGCUACUGUUACAGCAGAGGAAAGAGAUUUAGUAAACUUUCCACGCCCUCUAAGACCAAUGUAUAGUGGAAAGGUUCGACUGGGUUUUAUCCCUGAAGAAUGGUUUCAGUUCUUCUACAAGAAAACUGGUGUAACUGGUCCCUACUUGUUUGGCUCAGGUCUGAUAACAUACUUGUGUUCUAAAGAAAUAUUCAUUCUGGAGCAUGAGUUCUACACUGGGCUUUGUAUAGCAAUAAUGGUGAUUUUUGCAGCAAAGAAGUUUGGGCCAGGUGUUUCUAAGUAUCUUGACAAGGAAAUUGCUGAAUAUGAAGGAAUGUGGAAUGAUUACAAAGAUUCAUCAGUGAAAUCUAUAGAGGAUGCUAUUGCUGAAGAAAAGAAAGAACAAUGGAGAUUGGAAGGACAGAAAAUGUUGUUUGAUGCCAAGAGAGAAAAUGUGCAACUGCAAUUGGAAAGUGAAUACAGACAUCGACUGAUGCAAGUGUAUGAGGAAGUGAAGAAACGAAUGGACUAUCAAGUUCAAUUGGUGAAUACACGUCGAAUGUUAGAACAGAAGCACAUGGUCAACUGGAUUGUGGACAGUGUUAUCAAAGGUAUCUCACCCCAGCAGGAGAAAGAAGCCCUACAAAAAUGUAUGUCUGACCUCAAGUCAUUGGCAGCCAGUGUUCACUGAGCUUGGUAUACCAUAAAAACAAUAUGAUUGAUUAUUAGAUUAUAAUGCUGUGGCACUAUUUACUAGAAAAACUGGUUAAUUUGUAAAUACCAUGUAGUAAUUUACUAUUUUCUAGGAAGGUAUUAAAAGGAAAUUGAAAAAAAAACAUUCUUACAGCCUUAUGUAGACAAGUUGACAGAAUAAAGUCUUGGUAACAUGUUCAAUUAUA